AUGAAGUCGGUAGACCAUAUGGCUACCCAGUGUAAUAGAAUGCUUGUACAUGAUUAUAUGAGACGCCAUAAUGAAGCAUUAAGAUGUGUACAUUUACAGUUAUGCGUAAAUUAUGGACUUAAAUCGUGCAAGAAGAUCAAGAAUCAUACCCUGCAAGAUCUGGUUGCAAGUAGAGAUGUUGAAAUAAGAGUAGGCAGUAGAAUCCAAGCUAAUAUGGUAAUCAAAUAUAAUAAUCCAGAUAUAUUCAUCGUGGAUAAAAUAAGAAAGAAGAUUACAAUAGUAGAAGUUGGAAUUACUGGAUUUGAAAAUCUCCACGCUUUUGAGACAAAGAAGAAACAUAAGUAUGAUCUCCUAGCAAAUCAUACAGCGUCCAUGUAUAAAUAUAAGUCUAAGAUUAUACCGUAUGUAAUGACGUGA
Messenger RNA from Vairimorpha ceranae, 417 nucleotides. Its product is annotated as n-acetylglucosaminylphosphatidylinositol de-n-acetylase family protein. The record is from RefSeq and is a predicted model, not a curated record. The transcript has a single exon. NCBI's taxonomy places the organism in Eukaryota, Fungi, Microsporidia, Nosematidae. The coding region runs from base 1 to 417 and encodes 138 amino acids.